AUGAAGUCUUCCUCCCUCUUCACUGUUUUCCUCGCCGCUGGCGCUUAUGCCAUGCCCACAACUGCCGAGGCCGAGGACGCUGGCCUCGAGAAGCGCACUGGACCCGGUAUCGUCGCCGCAGCUGAGAAGAUGAAGGGCAAGCCUUACGUCUGGGGUGGUGGUGACAUCCACGGUCCCACCAACGGCGGCUUUGACUGCUCUGGUCUUACACAGUACUCCGUCUACCAGGCCCAGAAGACGGAGAUUCGGGGGGGCAACUGCAAGACUGGCGUCGUCCAUGUCGGCAUCUUUACCAGGCCAGGCUGGAUGGUCAAUGCCGCUCACACCGGCGUUCCCGUUCGAGACCAGAAGAUCUGGACUUUGUCUGGUGGCGAGAGCAUUUGCCCUGAUGCUGUCCGCUUCUGGUAG
Metarhizium acridum CQMa 102 is the source of this 408-nucleotide messenger RNA. The record is from RefSeq and is a predicted model, not a curated record. NCBI's taxonomy places the organism in Eukaryota, Fungi, Ascomycota, Sordariomycetes, Hypocreales, Clavicipitaceae.